Messenger RNA from Lucilia cuprina (Australian sheep blowfly), 1791 nucleotides. It is a transcript of the gene Lst8, whose product is annotated as protein LST8 homolog. Gene Ontology annotation, biological process: TOR signaling; regulation of actin cytoskeleton organization. The coding region runs from base 528 to 1475 and encodes 315 amino acids. Gene Ontology annotation, cellular component: TORC2 complex; TORC1 complex. The record is from RefSeq and is a predicted model, not a curated record. Gene Ontology annotation, molecular function: protein binding. The transcript has 4 exons. Lineage: Eukaryota; Metazoa; Arthropoda; Insecta; Diptera; Calliphoridae.
CUUCUUAAACAUCUUAAACUUUCAUCAAACACUAUUAAAAAUAUGCACUGUUUGCAAUUAUUUUAUCUAAGGAUGGGUUUUUACAGAUCUAUAAGGUCACCAAAGAGAACAACCACCAAAAAGUCUAUAGGCGGAAAGAAGGACGAAGAAUAUUGGAAUUUUGUAAAAACCUGGAAAUCUUUCGGACACAUUCAGUACCAGAUAAUAUCAGAGUAAAAUCGAGAGUUCAGGAUUUGAUUGUACACAUUCCAAUCGCCAACACUGUUUAUUUUAAAUAUAACAGUUCUUUUCUUUCUUAUUUUACUCCUAUUGUGAAUAUUGACUACUGUGAAUGCUGCAAUACACUUAUUGUGAAUACCAAGAGAGCAAGCUGCCAAAUUGACAGCUAGGGAGCUGUAGAAGAAAAAAAUAAAACAAAAUACUACCAGACUACGGACAGACACACUUGUAUUGUAAAAGAAACGAAGGAAAAAAUAAUGAAAUUUUAACUUAAAUUUAAAAUUAUUAAAACAAAUCAAACAUUUUUAAUGGAAACAACAGGUGACCAAUUAAUCCUAGCCACUGGUGGCUAUGAUCACACCAUUAAAUUAUGGCAGGCACAUACCGGCAAUUGUAUACGCACGCUGCGUUUUGUGGAGACAUCGCAAGUAAAUGCACUGGAUCGCACACCGGACAAAACCCGUUUAGCGGCAUGUGGGUAUCAGUGCAUACGUCUGUAUGAUUUGGAAUCCACAACUAACGUGCCUGUCAUCAACUUUGAAAGUGUUCAGAAGAACGUCACACGCUUGGGUUUCCAAGAAGAUGGCAACUGGAUGUUUACCGCUGGCGAAGAUCAUCGUGUACGCAUAUGGGAUAUGUUGUCCGCCUCACCACAUUGUUCACGGGUGUUCGAUUGUCAAGCACCCGUAAAUGCCGCCUGUUUGCAUCCUAAUCAGGUGGAAAUUGCUAUGGGUGCUCAAAAUGGUGGUGUCUAUUUGUGGGAUGUCAAGUCCGAAGUCCACGAACAGUUAAUACCCGAAGUGGAUGCGUCCAUACAAGAUGUGGCCAUUUCACCUGAUGGUCAGUAUAUGGCUGCUGUUAACAAUAAAGGCAAUUGUUAUAUUUGGUCGCUAAGUUCCUCGCCAAAUCAAAAACUCACCACCUUACAUCCGAAACUGAAAAUAGCUGCUCACAAACGCUACGUUUUGCGUUGUAAAUUUAGUCCCGAUUCUAGGCUUCUAGUGACUACAUCCGGAGAUGGUACGGCACGCAUAUGGAAAACAGAUGAUUUCACUAUGUGGCGUGAACUGUCAAUCGAUAAUUAUUGGGUGUGGGAUGCGGCUUUUAGUGCUGAUUCAAAAUACCUCUUUACUGCCUCCAGUGAUGGUAUUGCACGUCUUUGGAAGUUGGAAACAAAAAAUCCCGAACGUAAAUAUACUGGCCAUACUAAAGCUAUUACUGCUUUGUCCUUUAAAGAUGAAAUUGUUACUGAAUAACAUCAAGCAUUAACGUGGCGUGACAAUUGGGGCCGUACCAGACGUAGGUCUGCCUUCAAUAAACCACCGUGGAUGUGUGGUGCAUUUUGUACGUUUGUGGGUCGUAAGUUAUCGAUAUAAGUUGGGUGGAACAUAAAUACAUCAAUUCUUUUUCUGCUUUAUUUUACUGCUAGUAACCGAAAAAAUAACUAUAUUUUAUUUCUUUUUAAAUUUUGUUUUCUUUUAAUUGUUUUUUUUUUUAACUUUUAAUUAAGACUUUUUUCUAUAUGAAUAAUUUUUUAUAUAUAAAAAGAAAAAAUAAGAAGAAACCAAUGAC